Scleropages formosus (Asian bonytongue) is the source of this 1389-nucleotide messenger RNA. RefSeq names its product afadin- and alpha-actinin-binding protein. The transcript is spliced from 11 exons. The coding region runs from base 1 to 1389 and encodes 462 amino acids. Gene Ontology annotation, biological process: intraciliary transport involved in cilium assembly. Lineage: Eukaryota; Metazoa; Chordata; Actinopteri; Osteoglossiformes; Osteoglossidae. The record is from RefSeq and is a predicted model, not a curated record. Gene Ontology annotation, cellular component: ciliary basal body; centriolar satellite.
AUGAGGAAAACCAUGUCCUCUUGCAUGCUGUCCCUGCACUCAGAGCUCCAGGACACGUUUACCAUGUCGACAGUGUCCAGUCCUCCCCAAAGUGAUGUCUCCUACAGCAAUCACAGCUGGACAGAAACACUGGGCAGUGGAGAGAGGGCGCAUUCCCAAAAAGCCCUGGAGUCAACAGAGCAGGACCUUCUGCUGGCAGAGAGGGAGCAAGACAUCGCUCGGCUGCAGGACGCACUCAGGCGGGAGCAGGAGAACAGCAAACGUCUGCAGGCGCGAUGCAACCGGCAGGCCUGGGAACUGAAGUGCAAAGAGAAGCAGAACAGCCGCCUGAAGGAGAAGCUCUCUCAGCUGCCUGACAAGAUCAGGGAGCCCAAAGCCUUGCUGUCAAAUCGGCCUUCAAAUUUUGCGCACGUCUUCAGUGGUAACCCUUUGUCAGCUAUAGACUUGCUGAAUGUCCUGCCAAGACCACUUGGGAAGAAACCUCCUGCCAGGGGUGUGAUGACAGAGGCAAGGAGGGAGGAGGAGGUGCUGAGGCUGAUGCUGGAGAGAGUGGAGUCUGAACUGAGGGAGGCGACAACCCUGGGACACAGUGUCGCCGCGCUGCUGCGCUCUCUGCGGGACAGACAUGGAUCGAGUGAGUGGGACCUAGGGACUUUACAGGGCUCCACAGAGGCUGUAGAGGAAGCAUUUGACUGUGAGGCGCUUGUCCAGACAGAGGCACUGCUGGGUGAACGUGUGACUGGGGGGGUUGUCCAAGCGUGGAGCAGGAUUCAAAAGAAACUUCAGCAGUUCAUCUCUCGGGGCCUGUCCUCUAGUGCCGUGGGGACCGAUCAAGAGAAGCUACUGGCUCAGCUGGAGGCCGAACUGGAACAAAACAAGCAGCUGGUCAGAAUGCAGCAAGAGCUCUUGGAGGACAGCGUUCAUCCCCUGCUGCCCCCUGCCUUGGCAGACUCGUAUUAUUUGGAAGAGUGGGAGCGGCUGCAGUUGAAGUGGGCGGAGUUUGAAGAUCAGAGGCGGAGCUUCCAGAGGGAGCGCCAGGCGUUUACCGAUGCCGCCAUCCGGCUAGGUCGUGAGAGGUGCCAGUUUGAGCAGAAGAAGGCGUCGCUACUCAGACAGCAGUUUCUGUGUCACUCCCCUUGCGUUCAGCAGCGGAGGGAGAGCAGCACAAUGAAUGUUUCUAGGUCAGAUCCCAUGACCUGCUCUAGCCACUUGCAAGCCACACCUUCAUCCUUGGAAUCAGGUAUCGCUCCCUGGUCAGAGCAGACACCUGUUGGAACCCCCAGUACCCCUGAGCUCUUCUCCGCAUUGAGGUUGUCCCCCGGCCCCAGGCUGUCCCCAUGUGAUAUGGAAGAGACUGACCUCAAGAUCGUGUGUAUUGAGACUACCUAA